Molecule: messenger RNA, 3821 nt
Organism: Myxocyprinus asiaticus (Chinese sucker)
Lineage: Eukaryota; Metazoa; Chordata; Actinopteri; Cypriniformes; Catostomidae
Product: metal transporter CNNM3-like
Exons: 10
Coding region: 83-2344 (753 amino acids)
Biological process (GO): transport; magnesium ion homeostasis
Cellular component (GO): plasma membrane
Molecular function (GO): transmembrane transporter activity
Source: RefSeq, a predicted model, not a curated record
GACCGAGCCAGUUUUCCUCGCUGUUUUCUAUGAAAACAAGUGAAAAAGUAGGAGGGUAGCUACAGCACAACAUCAACGUCACAUGAUUCAUAAAGCCAGGCUGCCCUGUUCCAAUAUGGUGGUCAGCUUGGCGGAGCUGCGUCUCCCGUUGAUCAUCUCACUCUUGUGCGGGUUCGGAACCUGCAGCCCGGAAGAACCGCAGGUUUUCGGGCUGCGCCUGGAGGACGCCAGCGAGCGGGUGUACAUGCGCGAACGGGUCAUCGUAGCUCCGCACGGGUCCACUUUCAAGCUCAGAUUAUUUGGGUCCUAUCUGGUCAAUGAGAGCUGGUCGUGGGUCGCGUUCGCCGCUGCUGGAGAUGGUUCGAGUGACCCGUGCGCGCAGGAGGACCUCCGCAGGGCCGCUGCGUUCAAGGUUCUUGGACAGUACGGGUCGGACGAGGAGAAUAACGGACUCAUAGAGGUCCGAACCGAGAAUGCAUCAUCCCAAUCUGAGAAUAAGGAUGCAGCGUCAGUAUUCCAUCGUGUGUGUGUCUUAAAGGGCCAGGCAUGGGUGACGUUUGGGUCGGACAAGUUGCUUAUAAAGGACCCGGAUGUGCCAUUCGAUUACAUUCCACUUUGGGGUCUGGUUUUGGUUGUUGUGGUGCUGGUUUUGAUUUGCAGUGUGGUCAGAUGCUUGAAUCUGAGUUUGCUGUGGAUGGAUCCAUUGGAGCUGUAUGUUCUGCACAGCUGUGGUUCAGAAGACGAAAAGCGGGCAGCCAAGCGCCUCAAGCCCAUUAGGAGGCGAGGAAAUGUUCUGGUUUGCUCGCUGUUGUUCAUUUGUGCAUUGGGGAAUUCGGUGCUUGGUGUGCUGUUGUACCGUCUAUAUGGGUCCAUCUUACCUGCAGUGUUCACUAGUGGCUUCCUAAUAUUUGUUCUUGCAGAGUUGGUACCUCAUAUAAUAUGUUCUGGCUAUGGUUUCCAAAUGGCACCAGGUUUGAUAUGGCUGGCCCAGAUCUGUCUCAUUUUGACGUGUCCGCUUAGUUGUCCUCUUGGGCUCAUUUUAGACUUGGUCCUGCGCCGUGAUGUGAGCACCUGUGGCAUCCGUGAAAAAACCAUGGAAAUGAUUCGGACUAGUGUGAAUGAUCCUUAUAAUGAGUUUGUCAAGGUGGAGUUCAGCAAGGGGGCUCUCAGGACCAAAACUGUGGAGGAUAUCUUGACACCCUUGAAAGAUUGUUUCAUGCUGCCCUCCACGGCCGUGCUGGACUUCAGCACUAUGUCAGAGAUCAUGCAGAGCGGAUAUACUCGGGUUCCUGUGUAUGAUGAGGAAAGGUCCAAUAUUGUGGAAAUCCUCUAUGUGAAAGACCUGGCAUUGGUUGAUCCAGAAGAUCGCACCCCCAUGACCACCAUCACAAAGUUUUACAAUCAUCCACUGCAUUUUGUUUUUAAUGACACCAAGCUGGAUGCAAUGCUGGAGGAAUUCAAAAAAGGAAACUCCCACCUGGCUAUCGUUCAGAAGGUGAAUAAUGAAGGAGAAGGAGAUCCGUUUUAUGAGGUUCUCGGGCUGGUCACGCUGGAGGACGUUAUUGAGGAGAUCAUCAAAUCUGAGAUCCUGGACGAGUCUGAUGGUUACAUGGACAUGAAGGUGAAACGUCCAACAGCCCCACUGGAGAUCCCCCUGGAGCCCCGCAGUGUGCAUGAGGAGUUCUCCAUAUUUAAAACACCAGAGGGCGAGCCGAAGAUACGCACCUCGCCUCAGCUGCUGCUGGCCACCCACCGCUUCCUGUCCAGAGAGGUGGAACAUUUCUGCCCGCAGCGUGUGUCGGAGAGAGUUUUAUUUCAUUUGCUGCGGCACCCGAGUGUCAACCAAGAAGUGAGGUUUGACCCAGGAAACCGACUUAGUCCUGAUCACUACCUCUACACACGGAACCACCCUGUGGACUAUUUCAUUCUGCUGCUCCAGGGCCGUGUGGAGGUGGAGAUUGGGAAAGAGGGUUUAAAGUUUGAGAACGGUGCUUUCACCUAUUAUGGCGUCUCAGCACUCACAGCUCCCUCCUCAGUCCACCAGUCUCCAGUCUCAACACAGCGUCAGUCCCCCAGAGACCCCUUUGAACUCGCAGAUGCCACCAGCCCGUCCAGCUACUGUCCCGACUACACAGUCAGAGCCCUCACAGACCUACAGUUCAUCAAGGUGACCCGUUUGCAGUACCUCAACGCCUUGUUGGCCUCCCGGGUGGCACAGAGUCCCGAGGCCCCUGAAAUAAAAAUCCUACCCAACAGUCAAACAAAACUCCUGAAUGAAAAAAACACUACACAAGAGUUUCAGCUACACUUUUCAUUCUUUGAUGCAAUUGACAACUACUGUUAGUGUUCUUUGCAUGAGACAGGAUUUAAAUGUCCAGGUGCGAGCAAGAAUCAGGAAUCUAGCUCAGACGAGGAGCCUCACAGCCAGAGAGGAGCUUUUUGACCUUCUAGCUGAACUUUCUCCAGAACUCACAAGGAUUUUAUUAUGACAGCUGAUUUGUUUUUGUCGUCUUAAAGGGAUAGUUCACCCAAAAAUACAAAUUCUAUCAUUUACUUGCCUUUAUGUUGUUCCAGUCUUGCAUGGGACACAAAAAGACAUUUUAGGGCUUUAGUCACCAUUCACUUUAUUGUAUGGAGAGAAAAAAAUGCAAUGGAAGUGAAUGGUGACUGAGAACAUCUCCUUUUGUGUUCCACUUAAGAAAGAAAGUCAUAUGGGUCUGGAACAGCAUGUUGAGUAAGUAAUGACAGAAUUUUUAUUUUUGAGUGAACUAAUCGCUUUAAAUUAUUAUUUUACUCCUGUAUUGCAGCGAUUGAGCCAGAUGGGGGGAAAAUUAUGUUCAGAACAUGUAAUGCUGGUCACAUGGGAACUGUUCUUACUAUUGUAUUUAAUUAGUCAUUCCCUCAGAUGUCACUUCCUCUUGAGCAUUUCUUUUAAAUUCAGUUGUUUCUUUAAGGUGUGUACGUUUGCAAUUUCCCUCUAAAUGAAAUGAUGGUGUGCCAAUUAACCAUCCCUGCUGUAUUAUAGAGGCAGUAUUAAUGCUUCCAUAUUUGUAAAGCCCUAAUGUGCCAAAAUUCAGAGUGAGAGAGAUAUAGCAGAAGAAGAGAGCAUCCUGAAAAUACUUAUAGAAAUAGUUAAAAAAAAAAAAUCACGUAAAAACGAAAAUCAUAUUAUCUUUUAUUAUUGAUUUUGUUUUCAUGUAACAGCAGUUCUUUGGGUAAAUAAUGACAAGUUCAAUACAAGUUAAGCUCAAUCGGCAGCAUUUGUGGCAUAGUGUUGAUUAUCAGCAAUAAUAAUUUCACCUCGUCCCUCAUUUAUUUAAAAUAUAAUUAAGAAAUGCAAAAAUCAUUGUUACCUUAGCAAUGGAGUGAAUGGGGCCAGUUCAUAAACACUAAAAUACACACUAUAUUAAAAGUAUAUUCACAAGACGUAAACAUUAUACAUGUUAACAUGAUGUUAGUAUGAUAAAUCGCUCACUAACCUCAUCAGUGUAAGGUUAUAUCCAAUGUAACAACUUAUUUGCCAUGAUGACGUAAUGCUGGUAAACCCUGAAAGGGAUUUAAUCACAUUAAAAUCCUGUCAACAUUUAUAAUAUUUACAUCUUGUGGCUUUACUUUAGAAACAGUGAGUAUUUUAGUGUUUAUGGAGUGAGAUCAGUCUGUUUAUGGACUGGCCCAAUUCACUUCCAUUGUAAGUGUCUUUGACGAAACCUCUUUAUAUAUACAGGUGCAUCUCAAUAAAUUAGGAUGUCGUGGAAAAGUUCAUUUAUUUCAGUAAUUCAACUCAAAUUGUGAAACUCGUGUAUUAAAUAAAUUCAAUGCAC